GUAGAAUGGAUGACAUGGUUGUGUUGUUCCUCGGGCUUGGAUAAGUUCAAAAAUAGACCAAGGGUUUGAGUCCUCAGCUGAAUCACACUGUAUAACUUGUAGACUAAAGGAUGUAACAUUCCAACCGGACCUCAUAUAAAUCACUACCUUUCACAUCAAAUCAAUACCUUUACCCAGUAGACUCGAUCUGUAGGGACCGAGCAGCGAGAUGCCGGUUAUGUUACACCAGACGGUAUCCAUAAGUACCUAAAUCCGUGUCCAAACAAAGAAAAUGUAUCUACAUUAGUCUGUAAAUAUUUCCCCAGCGGGACCUAUAUAUUACUUUAAUAGCUCGUCGGCAGGGACUUCCUUGGCUGAUCCCUUUGGUUGGGAACUUCUCAUAUACAAUAUACAAACCUAAAUACAUACCUCAUAGAUAAUAAGCCUCUUCUACUACUGCUCCCCCCAAGACAGAAAAAUAAAUAUAAAGAUAUUCUGUAGGUUGAGUAAACACCUCGCUCUCAUACGAAAACACCACGACUUGCCCAUCAUGUCGUCGCCCGAAUCGUCUUCGGACGAGUCGUCCGCCACCGUAACGGAACAACAACUUCCUCGGCGUGACGUGGAAGCUCAGAAGCCAAACGAGAAGCUAUCGUACUGGAAACGCCAGUUUGAUCUGGCCGGCGUUACUCCCGCGGUGAUGGAAUGGAAGUACAGGGGAAGCGGGACGACGGACGAUCCUUUCAUAGUCGACUUCCUCCCCGAAGACCCGAAGAAUCCGAUGAAGUUUUCCACGAGGAGGAAAUGGGGUAUCACGGGUUUACAGGCUAUCGCCGUGCUCGCGGUUACGUUUGUCUCGACGGCUUAUUCGGGGGGUAUUGGUGAGGUUAUUCGCGAGUUCGGGGUCAGCGAGGAAAUCGCUAUUCUGGGAAUUUCGCUUUUUGUCCUCGGGUUUGCUGUAGGUCCGCUGUUGUGGGCUCCGUUGUCUGAGAUGUAUGGUAGACAAUUGCUAUUCUUCAUUACGUAUGGAUGCUUAACCGCGUUCAACGCCGGCGCAGCGGGAUCUCCGAAUAUUCAAUCACUCAUCAUCCUCCGUUUCUUCGCUGGUACCAUCGGAAGUUCACCCCUGACUAACUCUGGCGGAGUCAUCGCCGACAUGUUCACCGCUAAGGAUAGAGGUUUGGCUACUGCUAUAUUUGCUACCGCUCCUUUCCUUGGUCCAUCCAUCGGCCCAAUCGCCGGUGGUUUCCUCGGCACAGCAGGAGGAUGGCGAUGGGUCGAAGGCCUAAUGGCAUGCUUCACCGGUCUCCUGUGGUUUAUCUGCACCUUCCUCGUCCCUGAGACAUACGCGCCCAUCCUCCUCCGCAGACGAGCAGAGAAGUUAUCCGAGAUGACUGGAAAGGUUUACGUGUCCAAGCUUGAUGCCGGCAAGCCUAAGAAGACCGUUGGUCAGGAGUUCAAGAUUGCCUUGUCUCGUCCUUGGAUCCUGCUCUUCCGCGAACCGAUCGUUCUUCUUACUUCGCUUUAUAUGGCUAUCGUGUACGGAACUCUAUACAUGAUGUUCGCCGCCUUCCCAAUCGUCUACCAGCAGAAUCGUGGGUGGUCCGCAGGUGUCGGCGGGUUAGCUUUCCUGGGUAUUGCCGUCGGUAUGCUAGUCGCGGUCUCGUACAGCAUCUGGGACAAUACACGAUACGCCAAGACUAUGGCAGCUCAUGGAGGGAACGCUCCGCCUGAAGCGAGGUUGCCGCCCGCUCUAGUUGGCUCCGUCCUAUUACCCGUCGGGUUAUUCUGGUUCGCGUGGACUUGCGGUCCCGACAUUCACUGGAUCGUAUCCAUCAUCGCAUCUGGUUUCUUUGCUACUGGGCUGGUCCUUGUCUUCCUCAGCCUGAUGAACUAUAUGAUUGACUCAUAUGUCAUAUACGCCGCCUCAGUCCUAGCCGCAAACUCCGUUCUCCGAUCCAUCUUCGGCGCCGCGUUCCCGCUAUUCACGACAGCCAUGUACAACAACCUCGGGAUCCACUGGGCGAGCUGUAUUCCCGCGUUCCUCGCCCUCGCGUGUCUACCCUUCCCGUUCCUCUUCUACAAGUUCGGUGGGCGUAUCCGCAUGAAGUGCAAGUUCGCCGCCGAGGCCGCCAAGGUCCUCGAGAAGAUGCGCACGAGAAACGACCACGACGGUCCGCCAGGUCCGCCGGUGAAGCCCGAGAAGUUGGAGAAGACGGCUGAGGAGUCAAAUUAAGUUAAUGCAUUCCGUAUUCCAUACCUACCUAAGUAUUAAUAUCAUGGGACAAACAAGGUGGAUUCGGCUGCUAAGUACAUAAUACAUGAUUUUGGAAAAAAGUAGAGUCAUUUUGGGCAUGCUGUGCAUAGCAGUAGUUUAUCACUUAUAACCACGCAGCAUUUGGAUAGAACAGGGCGUUACUGAGGAAUAAGGAUAAGUUUUUCUGUGCCACGAUAGAAUACGCAUACCUAUCGAAUAGAGACCUGGUGGCUAAGAGAUUUAGCCAUAUAGUUAAUUACAAAUAUCUGCUUUGUCUAGUAGU
Messenger RNA from Daldinia loculata, 2519 nucleotides. Its product is annotated as MFS general substrate transporter. Lineage: Eukaryota; Fungi; Ascomycota; Sordariomycetes; Xylariales; Hypoxylaceae. The record is from RefSeq and is a predicted model, not a curated record. The coding region runs from base 530 to 2215 and encodes 561 amino acids. Gene Ontology annotation, molecular function: transmembrane transporter activity. The transcript is spliced from 7 exons. Gene Ontology annotation, biological process: transmembrane transport.